AACCGGCCAUUGACAAAUCAAAUGAGUCACUCUCCGCGUUUACAAAAGAGCAACAACAUUUGAGUUUCAACAGCUUAACUUCAAUUUUUUUCCUUGGCCACAAAGGAAAACCGAACUGUUGGGAAAACAACGAAAAAAAGCAAUAAUUUAACAAAGAAAAGUAUAAUCAUGGCAGAUCCACGUCUCAGACAGUUAACCAUUAAAACGGGUGUUGUCAAGCGUUUGACCAAGGAAAGAACCGUCUAUGAACGAGAGAUUACAACAGAACGUAAUCGUUUGGAGAAGUUUAAGAACGAAGGAGCUGAUGAGCAUGUUUUGAAGAAACAGGAGGAAGUUAUACAGGAGUGUCUUAUGAUGAUACCGGAUGCAUUGAGAAGAUUAAAGGAACAAGUUGAACUUUUGGAAAAGUUCUUAGAAGAUGAAAAAGAACUGGAAGAAUCAAAGGAAUAUCAAACUGCAUCACAGGUCUUAGCCGAAGCAAAAGAAGUCCUAAGCAAGUCAUAACUACGUUCACACAAUUCCAUUUAAAUCUCAGCCUUUAAGGAUUAUUUAAGCAUUUAUAUUUUAACUUUUUUUAUUACAUUAGCAUUUACUAAUCAAUGCAAAAAGAAAAAGAACCUAAAACAUGUCUUCUAAUAAAUCAAACAAUUGCACAACUCA
Molecule: messenger RNA, 660 nt
Organism: Musca domestica (house fly)
Lineage: Eukaryota; Metazoa; Arthropoda; Insecta; Diptera; Muscidae
Gene: Tbca
Product: tubulin-specific chaperone A
Exons: 3
Coding region: 169-504 (111 amino acids)
Biological process (GO): post-chaperonin tubulin folding pathway; tubulin complex assembly
Cellular component (GO): cytosol; microtubule cytoskeleton
Molecular function (GO): beta-tubulin binding
Source: RefSeq, a predicted model, not a curated record